AUGCUUUCCCAAGUUGGUCGUUUCUUCGCAGAAGCCAAGGCACCGAAUCCAUUUGCCCGUAAAGUACCACCACAGAAUGUUAAGCACAUCAUUCUUGCUGCUAGCUGCAAAGGUGGUGUUGGAAAAUCCACAGUUGCAAUGAAUACAGCCAUCGCUUUAACAAAACAAGGCAUGAGGGUUGGCUUAUUCGAUGCAGAUCUCUACGGUCCAUCAGUUCCAACAAUGACACUUACAUCAGACAGCUCUCUUGUCAUGACUCAGGAAAAUAAAUUCCUUCCUGUUUAUGUUAAUGGACUUGAAACAGUCUCAAUCGGUAACGCCGUCAAGAAAGAAGAUGCCCUUUUGUGGAAAGGUCCAGCUGUUGGAGGUCUCAUUACUCAACUUUUAAAAGACUCUCUUUGGUCUGAGCUUGAUUACUUAAUCAUUGAUACACCACCAGGCACUGGUGAUGUUCACUUAGCUCUCUACGAUGCAGUCCCAAUUGAUGGCGCAAUUCUCGUUACAUCACCACAAAAUGUUGCUAUGGCUGACGUCAUCCGCAAUGUUGAUAUGUUCAAGAAGAUGCGUAUCCCAGUCCUCGGACUCGUUAGAAACUUUGAUGGUUUCGUCUGUCCAUGCUGUGGAGAAGUUACAAAGAUUUUCCAAGGUCAAAAGGCAGAUGAGAUGGCCAAAGAGAACAAAUAUGAAGUUCUUGGUAGUAUCCCUAUUGAUCCUGCUAUCGCUAAGGCUGCUGAUUCAGGUAUUCCAGCUAUUGAUCAAGCUCCAGAUUCAGCAUACGCAAAAGUCUUCCAAAACAUCGCAAAGAAGAUCAUAGAGAAGGUUCCAAAGGAUUCUAAGCCACGUGGAACUAAAUAA
Molecule: messenger RNA, 855 nt
Organism: Trichomonas vaginalis G3
Lineage: Eukaryota; Parabasalia; Trichomonadida; Trichomonadidae
Product: NUBPL iron-transfer P-loop NTPase (ParA) family
Exons: 1
Coding region: 1-855 (284 amino acids)
Biological process (GO): iron-sulfur cluster assembly
Molecular function (GO): ATP binding; ATP-dependent FeS chaperone activity; 4 iron, 4 sulfur cluster binding
Source: RefSeq, a predicted model, not a curated record